Molecule: messenger RNA, 2032 nt
Organism: Aspergillus ochraceoroseus IBT 24754
Lineage: Eukaryota; Fungi; Ascomycota; Eurotiomycetes; Eurotiales; Aspergillaceae
Product: ferric reductase family protein
Exons: 6
Coding region: 145-1968 (607 amino acids)
Biological process (GO): intracellular iron ion homeostasis; iron ion transport; copper ion import
Cellular component (GO): plasma membrane
Molecular function (GO): ferric-chelate reductase activity
Source: RefSeq, a predicted model, not a curated record
AUGUAGCCCCUGGGAUCUUUGCGGCCUCGUUCCGAGAGAAGACUGGAUGGGUGAUUGUUCAAUGCAUGUGAGGGGUGCAGCUGUAGCUGCCUCGUGGUCUUCCAAUCUGAUCGAAUCUCGGUUUAAUCUCAAAGGCUCAAGAAGAUGGGGGUGGAUCUUAUAGGACCGGGAGGACACCGCUCUAAAGAAGUCCAUCCUCCCAUGAACAUAGCGCUGGCAACUCCUCUUUUUGUACUCGCCGGCGCCUUUGGGAUCCUUUUCAUUGUCCGUGUCCUUGUCAAGCUACAACUUCGCCAACGUCUUCGCGCAAUCCAUCGAGGCGACGACCAGUCAAGAUUCGAAGAAUGCAAUAGUUUGAUUUCAGGCCUCAACAAACAUGUUUUCUACGCGCCACUGCUGUCCACUCGGCAUAGUCGCGAGUUUCGCAUUUGGGGCGAUGUCCACAUGGGGACGGUACCGUUGAGACUGGAGGCUUUGCUGCUGGCAGCAUACAUCGCAGUGAACCUGAUAUUCUUCUUUUCCCUGGUGGACUGGUGGAAGGAUUACCAGGAAGUGACAUAUGAGCUCAAGUAUGCUGCUGGCCACCUUGCAGUAAUGAAUACUCCAGCACUCGUGUUAACAGCUGGUCGAAACAAUCCGUUGAUUCCUCUUCUUGGGAUUCAGUUCGAUACCUUCAAUCUUCUUCACCGCUGGGUCGGUCGAUUAAUUGUUGUUGGAGCCAUUGUUCACAUGGCUUGCGUGGUAGCAGGGAAAUCUGCACAAAUGAGCAUGGGGGAAAUUACUCAUUUGAUAUGGACUGUUCCUUUCUUUAUAUACGGAAUAGUGGCUCUCAUAGCAUUUGUCCUGAUAUUGAUUCAAUCUGUUUCACCGAUCCGACACGCAUUUUACGAAGCAUUCCUCCAUUUUCAUAUCGCCCUAGCAAUAAUGGCAUUUGUAGGGCUUUGGUACCAUCUCAAGGGUCUCACUCAGCAGCGUGUGCUCCUCGCUACGCUAAUUCUCUGGGGAUUAGAGAGAGCUGGACGGCUAGGAAGCCUUAUUUGGCGCAAUUGUGGUAAGCAUCGCACAAGGGCCGAUGUUGAGCUUCUCCCCGGGAAUGUGGCUCGCGUCACUGUUAGGCCUGCAAGGCCGUGGACAUUCAAAGCUGGACAGUAUAUGUACUUGUAUAUUCCGUCACUGGGAUUGUGGACUUCACACCCAUUCUCAGUGGCCUGGAUAUCGUCCAAUGAGACAAAGGUUACGGAGAAACGAGGUUCUGGCGACUCCUUCAAUCUCCUGCUGGAAGAGCGACAGCAGCCUACCGUCUCGUUUUUGAUCAGACGGCGUGAUGGGUUCACGAGUAAAUUGCUUCAGAAGGUGAAUAAUACCGACCAAGGGCAAUUUUGCGCCACCGCACUUGCAGAAGGACCGUUUGGUGGACUUCACUCUCUGACCUCCUACGGAACGAUAGUUUUAAUUGCCGGAGGAAUCGGGAUAACACACCCAAUGUCGUAUAUGCAUGAAUUUGUCGAGGGCUUUGCUGCACAAACCAUCGCUGCACGCAGGGUUAGUCUGGUCUGGGUUGUUCGCAGUCUCGACCAUCUUGCUUGGGUCCAACCGUGGAUGACCUCACUGCUCAAUCACCCGGCGGUCCAAAUCCCAGCGGCACAGAAACAACACUCCUACUUUCAGCUCCCAGAGUUCUCCCUGUCUAUCCAGAUCUACGUGACGGAUCGAGACUGUAGCUCGGAGGAAUACAUGUCUGACGAAAGCCCCUGGGCUUCGGCCGCCCCUCCCAGUGUUCCGGUUCAUAUUGGCUUCGGGAAGCCGUGUUUCAAUGAGGUCCUGGAGGCCGAGCAGGCCAAACAGGUAGGGGCCAUGGCUGUGAGUGUAUGCGGGCCCGGUGGAAUGGGAGACGAUGUCCGCAGCACGGUACGGAAGAUGCAGGGCACGAAGACUGUAGAUCUCUACGAGGAGACGUUUUCCUGGUAGCAUAAUAAUUAUCAUAUAUACCUUUCAGGCCAUAGCCACUGCUUUCUUCAUACCUGUCAAGAGA